AUGGGUGACAUUGAGGACACACACUUUGAGACCGGAGACUCUGGUGCCUCCGCCACCUUCCCUAUGCAAUGUUCGGCUCUCCGCAAAAACGGCUUUGUAAUGCUCAAGGGUCGCCCAUGCAAGAUUGUUGAAAUGUCCACCUCAAAGACUGGCAAACAUGGUCACGCAAAAGUCCAUCUUGUGGGCAUUGAUAUAUUUAAUGGAAAGAAAUAUGAAGAUAUUUGUCCCUCCACCCACAACAUGGAUGUCCCACACGUUAAGCGUGAAGACUACCAGCUCACUGACAUCUCUGACGAUGGCUACCUCACUCUGAUGGCUGACAAUGGAGACCUCCGUGAAGACCUCAAGAUCCCAGACGGAGACCUCGGUACUCAACUUCGUUCUGACUUUGACAGUGGCAAGGAAUUGCUGUGCACCGUGCUCAAGUCCUGCGGUGAAGAAUGUGUCAUUGCAGUGAAGGCAAACACAGCUCUUGACAAAUAA
This is a messenger RNA of Pieris macdunnoughi, 483 nucleotides long. The record is from the annotation of a GenBank genome assembly. NCBI's taxonomy places the organism in Eukaryota, Metazoa, Arthropoda, Insecta, Lepidoptera, Pieridae.